Molecule: messenger RNA, 1047 nt
Organism: Acanthoscelides obtectus
Lineage: Eukaryota; Metazoa; Arthropoda; Insecta; Coleoptera; Chrysomelidae
Source: the annotation of a GenBank genome assembly
AUGACUGCAAUAUCGACUGUAAAACCUUGCAUCCUGUGGACGAUCGAAGACCAACUCAGGAUUUAUGGCAACAUCGGCAAUGAACAAGGACGUCAAAAUGUACCACUUAGAGGGCUUAGAGAUAGGGGACGACUUUUUUCUAAUGACAGCACGAAUGACGAGGAUGUCCUUAGUAAUGAAGGGAAUUUAAGAGAACUAAUGCGGUUUAGAGUCGAGAGCGGCGACAAUUUAUUGAAAAAAAACCUUAGAGAACUCAAAAGGGCAUGCUACGUACAUAAGCAGCCGCAUCCAAAAUGAAAUCAUAGAAUUUAAUUCAAAAACUGGAGCUGAAGUAAUGGACAUAUUAGAAACAAUCUCUAAAAAUGUGCAUGGACUAAAUAGUAACGAAAACAAAAAUUUAAUAAGUACCAGAUUAAAAGCAGAAUUUGACCUUUGGAAAUCACGUACACAAGAUAUUAUAGACAAUGGAAUGUCACUGUGUUUAUAAUGUGAUGAAAACAUGUUUUCUUCAGUUAAUAAAUGGCACUAUUAUUGAUUUCAUUGCCGGUAAGUGUUGCGACAUCUGAAAGAAGUUCCUACCAUCUAAAGAGGAUAAAAACUUGGCUGCGCUCCAUUAUGUUACAAGAGCGAUUCGUGGGUAUAGCUCUUUUGUAUAUGCAUAGGGAUAUUAAAAUAGACGCGAAUACAAUCAUAGAUCAGUUCGCCAGCAAAAAGAAUAGUGCCCCUUUGAUUUUGUGAUAUGAUAACACCUGAACUUCGCCUGAGAUUGUCUCUCAAAUCCAUGUCUCUUCUGUUGGCCAAUAAAUAAAAAUGCAGGUGUAGUUAAGGGUUUACUUACGUUUAAAUCACCACGGUGAUCUUUUCCAAAGUAUCCAAUCAAGAUAUGUGGUUUUAUUUAUUGGCCAGCAGAUGUGUAUAAAAGUCUGUUCAAAUCACUUUCUAAGCUAAUUUAAUGAUUGUUUUAUUUUGAGACUGUGAACUGAUGUAGUUUCAUAGUUUAUAUGUUUUUGUUUUUGGAGACUGGCUAAGAGAGUGAAGUUAUGCAAU